AUGGAGAAUUACAAUAAUAAACUCAAAUCUGACUUUUCAAGAGUUUACACAAGGGAAUCAACUAGAAAAGAAUAUGAUUAUAGGAAAAAAGAAUAUUAUGGACGAGAAAGUGAUAUAAAUGGACAUUCAGAUUCAUAUAAAAGUUAUAGAAAUGAAUAUCCUCAUAAAUACAGAAGAAAAGACCAAUAUUUUAGAAGAGAAAACUCCAGAUCUCCUGAAAGAUAUUGGAAUAGAAACCCAAUUACUAGAGGGAGAGGCUAUUCUAGAUCAAAUUCUGUAUCACCAGAUAGAGUUUCUUGUAAUAAUAGCAAAAGAUAUUCAAAUCUUUAUUCAAGCAUUGAAAAAAAUGUAGAUUCGAAGUUAGAUAAGGUCAAAAAAGAUCUUGAAUAUUCUAACAGAGAUGACUUGACAGUCUUAGUAUUGAAUUUAAAUUUAGACGCACAAGAAUUUGAAGUUUAUGAAUUCUUUACAACAUAUGCUGGAAAUGUGAGAGACAUACGAAUUAUUCGUGAUCACAGAACAGGGAGAUCCAAAGGAGUUUGCUAUGUUGAGUUUUAUUCUGUUGAGUCAGUAUUAAAAGCUCUCAAGCUUAAUGGACAAAAGAUUAUGGAUACAUCUAUUACAAUCCAGGCAUCUCAGGCUGAAAAGAACAGAGCUGCUAAGCUAGCUAAAUUGGAAGAAAUUAAAGCAGAAACUACACCUCUUUUGCUUAGAGUAGAUGGAUUGGUUGGCUUAUUGUCAAGAAUAAGACGAGAUGAAAUAGACAGCUUGUUCUCAACAUUUGGAAAAGUCACCAAUAUUGAAAUUGAGGUUGACAGAAAAACUCAAACAUGUCUUGGAUUUGCCUAUAUUUUGUUUGAAAAGGCAAUUGAAGGCCAUGAUGCAAUUAAAGCUCUCAAUAAUUUUGAGAUUGCUGGACAAAAAAUCACGGUUUCUAUAUCUCAAGAAAGUCAUUCAAGUGUCAAAAUUCCUAAUAGCUUGGUUUCCUCACCCUCUAACAGUUCUUUACCAGUUCUUGGAAUGUCAAACUCCCAAAAUGACCUUUCCAAGGAGAAGUCCUCAGCUUACAAUUUGGAAAGAGUUUCUGAAUUCGAUAAAUUAGACGAGUCAGAAGAGGCUGUCCUCCUUGGUGCAGACUCAAGAAACUUUCUGACAAAAAAACUAUUAGCAAGAACUCACUCCAAGAUUAACAACUCAACUAUACAGGAAACCUCCAAAAAUAGUAAUUCACCCACUAUUGUUAAUACUCCAUUAAAUCUUUUUCCAUCUUCCCCUCCCCUUAAUCAACCAUCUAAUAUUAAUCCUGAUCUUCCAUCCUCAGCUACCCACUCUCAAUCUUCUUCAGAUCAGAAAAUGGAUGAUACUACUAAUAGUCCUGCUUCUAAUCAGUUGGAAACAAAUUAUUGUUGUUUACUAUUUAGUAAUAUGUUCACCGAGCAAAGUAUUAAAGAGUCCAUGGAAGAAGAUGAAACUGUAGAACAGAUCUUAGAGGAAAUUCAAGCAGAUGUUGAAGAAGAGUGUGAAAAGUACGGAAAGCUUUUGGGGUGUUUUCUGGACAAGGAGAAGAAAGAUGGUAAUGUUUGGGUAAAGUAUUCCAACCCUGAGGAAGCAUCUAAAGCUCAGAAAGUUUUUCACAAAAGGUUUUUUGGAGGAAGAGAGUUAAAUGUAACUUUUAUAAAAGAUGAGGAUUUUCCCAAAUUAAGUAAAUCUUAA
This is a messenger RNA of Cryptosporidium ubiquitum, 1713 nucleotides long. RefSeq names its product splicing factor with 3 RRM domains. The record is from RefSeq and is a predicted model, not a curated record. Gene Ontology annotation, cellular component: nucleus. Gene Ontology annotation, molecular function: RNA binding. NCBI's taxonomy places the organism in Eukaryota, Apicomplexa, Conoidasida, Eucoccidiorida, Cryptosporidiidae. The transcript has a single exon. The coding region runs from base 1 to 1713 and encodes 570 amino acids. Gene Ontology annotation, biological process: mRNA processing.